Eruca vesicaria subsp. sativa (arugula) is the source of this 3189-nucleotide messenger RNA. The record is from the annotation of a GenBank genome assembly. Lineage: Eukaryota; Viridiplantae; Streptophyta; Magnoliopsida; Brassicales; Brassicaceae.
CAAAACCUAAAGGAAUCAAAAUUGGAGACGACAACACAAAUUCUCCAUGGCGACGAAGCUAUUAUCUCUCACAUGCAUACGGAAAGAGAGAUUCACCGAGCGUUACCCCGUGCUGCGGAAGCACCUAAACCGGUCUCGCGGUGGCGAUGGAUCACCGUCGGAGACGGCGGUGCUUAAGAUCGACGACGAGGAGGCGGUUUCGAGAGCGGUAUUCCGCGUUUUGGGGAUGACAUGCUCGGCAUGCGCUGGAUCUAUCGAGAAAGAGAUCAAGCGUCUCCCUGGAAUCCACGAAGCUGUUAUCGACGCUCUGAACAAUCGGGCUCAAAUCCUGUUUUACCCUAGCUCCGUCAAUGUGGAGACAAUUCGUGAAACUAUUGAAGAUGCUGGAUUUGAAGCAUCACUGAUUGAAAAUGAGGCGAAUGAGAGGUCUAGACAAGUAUGCAGGAUAAGAAUAAACGGUAUGACUUGUACCUCAUGUUCUUCAACCAUCGAAAGCGUACUGCAAUCAGUUAAUGGUGUACAAAGAGCUCAUGUUGCCUUAGCAAUUGAAGAAGCUGAAGUUCAUUAUGAUCCCACGCUUCUGAGCUAUGAUAAAUUACUGGAAGUGAUAGAAAAUGCUGGAUUUGAAGCCGUACUUAUAAGUACGGGUGAGGAUGUGAGCAAGAUUGAUUUGAAGAUUGAUGGUGAGUUUACCGAUGAAUCAAUGAUGAUGAUUGAAAGAUCGCUUGAAGCACUUCCUGGGGUUCAGAGUGUUGAGCUCAACCAUGGAAGUGAUAAGAUAUCUGUCUUGUACAAACCCGAUGUGACGGGACCAAGGAAUUUCAUUCGUGUGAUAGAGUCUACUGUCUUUGGUCAUAGUGGUCACAUCAAGGCAAGAGUCUUUUCCGAGGGAGGGGUGGGCAGAGAGUCUCAGAAGCAAGAGGAAAUCAAGCAGUACUAUAAGUCGUUUCUCUGGAGUUUGGUAUUUACGGUACCUGUGUUUUUGACAGCCAUGGUCUUUAUGUAUAUCCCUGGAAUUAAACAUCUGCUGAUGUAUAAGGUCAUUAAUAUGCUCACCAUUGGAGAGACUAUAAGGUGGGUUUUGGCUACUCCUGUCCAGUUUAUCAUCGGUUGGAGAUUCUAUGUUGGCUCUUACAAGGCUUUACGCCGUGGAUCAGCUAACAUGGAUGUUCUGAUUGCUCUGGGAACAAAUGCAGCCUAUUUCUAUUCGUUAUACACAGUUUUGAGAGCUGCAACAUCUCCUGAUUUCAAGGGCGUAGAUUUCUUUGAGACUAGUGCCAUGCUCAUUUCCUUUAUAAUACUAGGAAAGUAUUUGGAGAUUAUGGCUAAAGGAAAGACAUCUCAAGCGAUCGCAAAGCUUAUGAACUUGACACCAGACACUGCGAUAUUGUUGACUGUGGACGAGGAAGGGAAUGUGACUGGUGAAGAAGAGAUUGAUGGUCGAUUGAUACAGAAGAAUGACGUGAUCAAGAUCGUUCCUGGUGCUAAAGUAGCUUCGGAUGGCUAUGUCAUAUGGGGACAAAGUCAUGUGAAUGAAAGUAUGAUUACUGGAGAGGCCAGGCCGGUGGCAAAGAGAAAGGGGGAUACAGUAAUAGGAGGCACUUUGAACGAGAACGGUGUUCUACAUAUUAAGGUUACAAGGGUUGGUUCAGAGAGUGCUCUUGCACAGAUUGUUCGUCUCGUUGAGUCCGCGCAGCUAGCUAAAGCUCCAGUGCAGAAGUUGGCUGAUCGAAUUUCCAAGUUCUUUGUUCCUUUGGUAAUUUUCCUCUCGUUCUCAACUUGGCUUUCCUGGUUCUUAGCUGGGAAACUGCAUUGGUACCCUGAAUCUUGGAUCCCUUCUUCUAUGGAUAGCUUUGAACUAGCUCUUCAGUUUGGAAUCUCUGUCAUGGUCAUAGCUUGUCCAUGUGCUCUUGGGUUAGCUACUCCAACCGCUGUUAUGGUUGGCACUGGGGUUGGUGCAUCCCAAGGUGUUCUGAUAAAGGGUGGUCAAGCUCUAGAGAGAGCACACAAGGUAAAUUGCAUAGUAUUCGACAAAACAGGAACUCUCACAAUGGGGAAACCCGUUGUUGUUAAAACUAAACUCCUGAAAAACAUGGUACUUCGAGAAUUCUACGAACUUGUAGCUGCAACUGAGGUAAACAGCGAGCAUCCAUUGGCAAAGGCCAUUGUUGAAUAUGCAAAGAAGUUCAGAGAUGACGAAGAGAACCCUGCGUGGCCCGAAGCUCGUGAUUUUGUGUCUAUCACUGGAAAUGGAGUGAGAGCGACCGUUAAUGGAAGAGAGAUCAUGGUGGGAAACAAAAACCUUAUGUCUGGUUAUAAAAUCGCUAUUCCGGCUGAUGCUGAGGAGUUGCUAGCAGAAGCUGAAGAGAUGGCACAAACCGGAAUUCUAGUGUCUAUUGACAAUGAGUUAACUGGAGUUCUGGCUGUUUCAGAUCCUGUAAAACCGAGUGCUCGAGAAGCCAUCUCCAUUCUAAAAUCCAUGAAUAUCAAAAGCAUCAUGGUAACUGGUGACAACUGGGGAACUGCAAAUUCCAUUGCUAGAGAAGUCGGUAUUGACUCUGUUAUCGCAGAAGCUAAACCCGAGCAAAAGGCAGAGAAGGUCAAGGAACUACAGGCUGCUGGUCAUAUUGUGGCAAUGGUUGGAGAUGGAGUUAAUGACUCGCCUGCUCUUGUGGCAGCAGAUGUAGGAAUGGCGAUUGGUGCAGGAACCGACAUUGCCAUAGAAGCAGCUGAUAUUGUCCUGAUGAAAAGCAACUUGGAAGAUGUGAUCACAGCCAUUGAUCUUUCAAGGAAAACGUUCUCAAGGAUCCGUCUCAACUACGUAUGGGCUCUCGGGUAUAACGUCAUGGGUAUACCUAUUGCUGCAGGGGUGCUUUUCCCAUCUACCAGGUUUAGGUUACCUCCAUGGAUUGCAGGUGCUGCAAUGGCUGCUUCAUCUGUUAGUGUUGUUUGUUGCUCUCUCUUGUUGAAGAACUACAAGCGGCCGAAGAGGCUUGAUAAUCUGGCCAUCCGUGAGAUUCAAGUGGAGCGGGUUUAGAAAACGGAAACCAAACCGAUACUUGGCUAUGUAAUUUGAUAAACCAACAAUCGGUACUAUAAAUUUCGACAUGCUUUGUGUUUGAUUCGUAUAAUAAGAACUAGCUGUGUGUGAGAAAUUUUUUAAAUUUAAAUCAUAUUUAAUGAUAGGGC